This is a messenger RNA of Haliotis rubra (blacklip abalone), 806 nucleotides long. Its product is annotated as cell wall protein DAN4-like. NCBI's taxonomy places the organism in Eukaryota, Metazoa, Mollusca, Gastropoda, Lepetellida, Haliotidae. The transcript has 4 exons. Bases 45 to 806 code for a protein of 253 amino acids. The record is from RefSeq and is a predicted model, not a curated record.
GCAAGGAGCCUGUGUAGACCCGCGUCGUUCACUAAAUAACCAUCAUGUCCAUCACAACAAUAAUAAUUGUAUGGAGUGUACUGGUGAUUCACACAAGAGCUGAUAGACCGUUUUUGACUAUUGACCCUUCAAGGAUUGAGGAACAUUCGACAGUGACAUUGAUCUGCACGACUACAGAAAAAUAUAUCUGGUAUAUCAACUGGAAGAGGAACGCCAAGGAUAUCUUUGGCAUGGGCCCAGAUACAGGUUUGGCCAAAACAAAUGAUGACUUUGAGAACUUGAAGGAUCGAAUCGUGUACAGCAUAAACCCGGGGAAACAGUACAACGUGACCUUGGCUUCUGUGACGGAAGCGGAUCAUGGGUCAUCGUGGACGUGUCGGGUCAGAGGGGAAGACAGCAACUCGAUAAUCUUUGUGGUUGGAGAUCUGCCUUUGGUUUCAACAACGGUUCCUUCAACGACCAUGACAACUUCAACUGGUCCGACAACUACUGUGACUACUACGUCGAUCGCGUCAACCUCGACCACAUCAUCCACAACAUUCACAACAUCGAUGACUACAAAACCAUCACCGACAACAAAGACAAUCAUGGCUACAUCGACGACCAUGUCGUCAGAAUCGUCAGUGGAAAGUUCAACGUCAACGUUCACGUCAACUCAGUCAACAGUACAGACAGAGUUACCUCCCUCUGACAAUAAAACAAAGGCACCAACGACGACCAUGCCAAUUAAAAGAGGAGACAAAUCUGUAUCGAAUAUUUUGCUGUCCCGAAUCACAGUGUUGCCUCCUCACUUCGACUUCCCAUAA